AUGCCGAAGGUCGGCGGGGAGGGCCUGCCUAAAUUCGGCUUUGAUUUUCUGCGAUCGUUCCGGCCAGGUGGAGAUUUGGCAUCGGUGAUACGGGAGACCUUGGACUCAGAUGCAAUGUUGCCUCAUAUUUGGGUUCAAAUGGCAGCUUUGCAAGUUGCCUCUGCUUUGGACUACAUGCACUCACGUGGGGUCAUCCACUGUGAUCUGAAGCCUGGCAACACCAUGCUGCUGACACCUUUUGUUCUUGCGGAUGCCUUAGCUGGACGAUCCAAGCCGCAUGUCCUCUUGGUUGACUUUGGGUUGGCAGAAAUUUUUGAUGAGCAGGCGGCUCUUGGCGGGCCUGCUACAGUCAAAGGCAGCCCAGCUUACCUCUCACCUGAAGGGUUCGAUGGUAAGCUGACACAAAAGAGUGAUACUUGGGCACUGGGAGUGAUGCUUUUCGAGAUGCUCGUUGGCACCAGGCCAUUCAGAGGGACCAACAACAUAUUUGUCCUCUACUGUCAGGUUGCAAAUACAGAGCCCGCCUUCGACAAAAUACCACCGGCUGCUUGCUCCCUGGUUCGUUCCCUCAUGGACAAGAAUCCGCAGAGUCGAAUGUCGGCCAGACAAUGCUUUGAGCACGAAUGGCUUCAACAAGUGAACACUUCAGCUGAAUAUUCUUCAGUGAACACCAUUUUGCCGAAGAAUCUUGGACGCCACACCAGCUAUUUUCACCGAGCUGCCAGGGCCUCAUUGGUUACGAUUGCAGUCUUACGAGUCUUACCGGUUUGUUCCAAGCUUGUCACCUUCAGCAUGGCUGCGGCGCUGGGUAUGAAAGAGUUGACCGAAGACUAUCAGUUGUUCCAGGCGCUCGAUGCUGACAAGUCGGGCCAACUCGAUCAAGAUGAGCUUCGAUCCCUGGCAAAGGGUCUUCGCCAGGAACCAAAUCAUCAGUGCGCUCAGGAUUUGAAUGCCUUGAUGGCGUCCAUGGAUCUGGAUCAGGAUGGCCAGAUCUCCUAUACAGAGUUCUUGGGGGCAACCUUAGACUUGGAAGAGGCUCUGGGAGUCGACCACUGGCUCCUUCGUUUGGCAUGA
Messenger RNA from Durusdinium trenchii, 1074 nucleotides. NCBI's taxonomy places the organism in Eukaryota, Dinophyceae, Suessiales, Symbiodiniaceae. The record is from the annotation of a GenBank genome assembly.